UUGGCAGUACUGUCGGAAACUAUUCUGAAGAUUUCUGUAUCAUCCUUAGAAAAGGAAAGGAGGUUGACGGCUGUUUAUGAUAAGUUUUUUUUUAUAUUGAGAAGAAAUUCAUAUAUUGUGUUCGUGCAUGGGAAAAAAAAAAUUUCAUUCUGCAAUUAUCUGUAUAGAUAGAUUUGUAAUAUCCUAGAAAUAAUGUCUUAUAAAAAUUGAAUCAUCGUCAUUUUAGUAUUGACCGCACCCCGCUGACGUUUUUCCUUAAAUUUAUUAGAAAAAAAUGACAGUGGUGCAUAAUCUGGGUGUUGAUGUUAUAAGUUAUCAUGCUUGGAACAAAGACAGAACAGAAGUAGCAGUAUGUCCAAAUAAUAAUGAAAUUCAAAUUUACAAGCAUUCCUCUUCGGGAUGGAAAUUACUUGAUACAUUACAAGAACACGAUAUGCAUAUUAUGGGCGUAGAUUGGGCACCUCGUACUAAUCGUAUUGUUACCUGUUCAGCAGAUAAAAAUGCAUACGUUUGGACACAAGGAAAAGAUGGAAAGUGGAAUCCUGCAUGGGUUUUAUUAAGAAUAAAUCGGGCUGCCACGUGUGUAAAGUGGUCUCCUUUAGAAAAUAAAUUUGCUGUUGGUUCUGGAGGCAGGGUAAUAGCAGUUUGUUACUUUGUAUCAGAAAAUAAUUGGUGGCUUUGUAAACACAUAAAGCGUCCUUUAAGAUCAACGGUAACAACAGUUGAUUGGCAUCCAGAUAAUAAAGUUUUGGUUGCUGGAUCAACGGAUUAUAAAGUUCGAGUAUUCAGUGCUUUUAUUAGUGAUAUGGAAGAUGCACCAGGAACGUGUGCUUGGGGAACAAGUAAUACAUUGGGCACAUUACUUGCUGAAUUCCCUAAUACAAAUAAUGGAGGUGGUUGGAUACAUUCGGUUGCAUUUAGCCAAUGUGGCAAUAAAAUUUGCUGGGUAGCACAUAAUUCGUCUAUAUGCGUCGCAGACGCUACAAGGGGCAAUAUAGUUUAUAGGCUUUAUACCGAACAUUUACCAUUUUUAAGCUGCAUUUGGGUGGGUCCCAAUUCCAUUGUGGCCACGGGACACAGUUGUAUGCCCAUGUUAUAUUCUGUGGAUGACAAUGGACAGAUUUACUUUGUAUCAAAAUUAGAUAACAUGCAAAAAAAAGAAACCGCUGGAUUGUCUGCCAUGAGAAAAUUCCAAUCCUUAGAUCGUCAAGCACGAAAUGAUUCCAAUGACAAUGCAUUAGAUAGCAUUCAUCAAAAUACAAUUAACUGUGUUCGUCAAGUAUCGGAUAAUGAAUUUAGUACAAGUAGCCUAGAUGGCCAAUUGGUCAUUUGGGAUUUGAAGUCUUUGGAAAAUUCCAUUGCUGGACUGAAGAUAGUUUAAGGAAUACUUUUUUUUACAAAACCAAGAUUAAAGGUAUAUGAAAUUGAAGAGUGUAUAAUAUUGAAAUAAAUCGUACAUUAAUCCUGCUAAUUUUAUUCUUGCUCCUGUUCAACUGAAAACUUUAAUAUACGGUAUAAAAUACAUGAAAGUGUGUUGUAAAGUGCAUUAUCAGAAAGCAAUAAACAAAUAACAAAUACAGUUA
Vespa mandarinia (Asian giant hornet) is the source of this 1583-nucleotide messenger RNA. RefSeq names its product Actin-related protein 2/3 complex, subunit 1A (gene Arpc1). Gene Ontology annotation, cellular component: Arp2/3 protein complex; actin cytoskeleton. Gene Ontology annotation, biological process: Arp2/3 complex-mediated actin nucleation. Gene Ontology annotation, molecular function: actin filament binding. The record is from RefSeq and is a predicted model, not a curated record. NCBI's taxonomy places the organism in Eukaryota, Metazoa, Arthropoda, Insecta, Hymenoptera, Vespidae.